AUGGUGUUCAGUGGCUUGGGUGGAAUGUGCCUUUAUGAUUUACCAAGAAGGAAAAUCUUUCGUCAUCUGAGACAGGAUCCAAAAUGCAAGAAAGGCUUCAAGGAGUGCAAGCCCUUCAGCUCUUUGAAACAGAGAUUGCAGGGAACAGAAAUCACCACUGUGAAGAAGCAGUACCCCUCCCAAAGUUUUUGUCUUUUUUUUCCAUUACAGAAACAGCCAGGGAAUAAAUCCAUCUGGACACAGCACCAUGAGGAUUUUAUUAAUGCUAUUCAAUCAGUCAAGCAAGUCACAAAAGCUCUGAAGGAGGGCCACCCUCUCCCACCUCCUCCCCCCACCAAGCUUCAAUCCAGGUUUGUGGGCUACUUUAUCUUAUUACUGCUCUCGUACUGA
Messenger RNA from Chaetura pelagica (chimney swift), 390 nucleotides. RefSeq names its product zinc finger, C2HC-type containing 1B (gene ZC2HC1B). The transcript has 3 exons. Lineage: Eukaryota; Metazoa; Chordata; Aves; Apodiformes; Apodidae. The coding region runs from base 1 to 390 and encodes 129 amino acids. The record is from RefSeq and is a predicted model, not a curated record.